This is a messenger RNA of Mauremys reevesii (Reeves's turtle), 1343 nucleotides long. Its product is annotated as CMRF35-like molecule 3. Lineage: Eukaryota; Metazoa; Chordata; Testudines; Geoemydidae. Gene Ontology annotation, cellular component: plasma membrane. The record is from RefSeq and is a predicted model, not a curated record. The transcript is spliced from 7 exons. Gene Ontology annotation, molecular function: transmembrane signaling receptor activity. Bases 150 to 1226 code for a protein of 358 amino acids.
CGUGAAAGAACUAGUUAGAGAGGCUGUUUCAUUGCAAACACCUACAGGAGAAACCCGGACCCGGUGCUUCCCAAUAACACAAAGGAAGGAUUUUCCUGGAGACUCACCUGGAAUCUACGUCCCACCAGGCAGUGGGGAGAGGCAGAACAAUGAAGAUUUUCCCCAUUCUGGGUUGGAUGCUUUUCCCAGGCUGCUGGGCGGUGACGGGCCCCGGGGCAGUGCACGGCCCCGCGGGCGGGUCGGUGGCGGUGCGGUGCCGGUACGACUGGGGCGAUGAGGAUAAACCGAAGUUCUGGUGCCGGGACGGAGGAAGUUGGGCAGGAAGUUGGCGCUGUUCCAAGGGGCUUUACAUCGUCGAGACCGAUGGGUCGGAGGCGGAGGUGAGGCGGGGCGGAGUCUCCAUCCGAGACAAUCGCACCCAGCGCGCGUUCACCGUGACCGUGGGGAACCUGACACCGGCAGACGCCGGCACGUACCACUGCGGGGUAGUGAAGAAGUGGGAAGUUGAUCCCACGGACACUGUGACACUCACCGUCUCCCCAGCUACUUUUUCUCCACUCCCAACAGAAAGGUCAUCAUCAGCGACAGCUAAUUCUUCCCCUAAUUCAACAGAAAGGUCAUCAUCAGCGACAUCGUCAGCGACAGUGCAACCAGCUUCUUCCACGUCAAUAUCUACUUCCAUCUGCACAACUGCUGAGGAAGGGAAAUCCAGCUUCUCCACUAACCAGGAUACCACUUCCUUGGUGGCUCCACAGUCAAACAUUCUCCUCCACAUCCUGCUACCAUGCGUCCUGCUGCUUCUCAUUUUGUUUCUGCUCGCUGCUGUGAUGUUGGUGAGAGUGUCCAAGAAGAGGAAAAAAGAGCUUUCAGGAGCAUCUGUGCAGAGGGACAAGAACAUCAACCUGUCAAAUUUGGUGGUUGAGAACAAUGCAGCAGGCAGCAGCCCAGAGUAUGUGGUUAUAGAUUCUCCUACAGCCACUGACCAAACAGGAUUUUACAGCAAUGCUGAGAUCCUUCCUAACUCAGUGAACUCUGACUGCAAUUAUGUGGAAAUCCAGCCCCACUGUCAGGGGUCAGAAGAGGUUUCUUAUGUCACUGUGACGAUUUCCACCCCCGACCAGCAGCCCAUCUAUGCCAACGUGGAGCAGCGCCGCAAGACAACUCGCCCAGCCAAGCCCCCUGAGGAAACCCUGUACAGCCCUGUGAAGCAGCCCACCAAACACUAACCCUGGAUAUGAGGCAGAGUGGGGAUGGAGGCUGCAUAGUCCUUAUCCAAGCUGCUUGAUCCCGACCUGGCAAAAUUUGAAGCAACAGGGUUUAGAACCAAAUCUGACCUGGACAAA